Molecule: messenger RNA, 1773 nt
Organism: Rhinocladiella mackenziei CBS 650.93
Lineage: Eukaryota; Fungi; Ascomycota; Eurotiomycetes; Chaetothyriales; Herpotrichiellaceae
Exons: 4
Coding region: 1-1773 (590 amino acids)
Molecular function (GO): N,N-dimethylaniline monooxygenase activity; NADP binding; flavin adenine dinucleotide binding
Source: RefSeq, a predicted model, not a curated record
AUGUCCAAUAACGCAGACCAUACUGCCUCUGCGCCCACCACGAACGGCGUCAUGGAGCAUUAUGAGUACCCUGAGCCUCCAUCCGACGGACCGUACCGGAUUCUUAAUCAAUACCACUCUAAACCUCGCAAAAUCCGUAUCGCGUGUGCAGGAGCAGGCGCCUCAGGUCUCUGCCUUGUCUACAAAAUUCAGAAAACAUUGGUUCCAGAUUCGUGGGAACUCAACAUCUAUGAGAAGAACGCGCAAAUCGGCGGCACCUGGUACGAGAAUACCUAUCCAGGGGUUGCGUGUGAUAUCCCGGCACACAUCUACACUUAUACUUUCGACCCAAAACCAGACUGGAACCACUACUACGCGCACGGAGAUGAGAUUCAAAGAUAUUUCGAGGGGUUUGCAGAGCGAUACGGGUGUCACAAGUACAUCACCCUAAAAACAAGAGUGGUCCACGCCGAAUGGCAAAGCGCGGAAGCCAUCUGGAAACUGACCCUGCAGAACCAAGGAACCAAGGAGGAGUGGCACGACUGGGCACAUUGCUUUAUUAAUGCUACUGGAAUCCUGAAUAAGUGGAAAUGGCCGGAGCUACCGGGUCUAGAUGACUUUCAGGGGCAUCUAAUGCAUUCAGCAAACUGGAACCACGAUAUUAACUUGGCCAGAAGAACGGUAGGCGUUAUCGGAACUGGGAGUAGCAGCGUUCAGAUCGUACCUGAGCUGCAGAAAUCCUGUAAGCAGGUGCAGGUCUACAUGCGAAGCCCAACCUGGAUUACUGGACCUUUUGGCUCCGGACCAAUGGCUUCGGAUCUUACUCACGAAACCCAGAACCAAUAUACCUUUACCGAAGAAGAUAAGAAAAAAUUCAAGGAAGACAAAGAGUAUCAUCUUAACUUUAGGAAGAGGACGGAGGCUGAAUUCAAUGCUCUAUUUGGGGCCUAUCAGCAAGGAUCAGAACUGAAUAACUACUUCAGAAAGGUUCUUACCGAUCUAAUCUCAGAGAAGAUUGGGCCUGAGCACCCCGAGCUCAAGAAUUUUAUGGUCCCGACGUUCUCGCCAGGCUGUAGGAGGCUGACUCCUGGCAAUGGCUUCUUGGAAGCAUUGGUAUCACCCAACGUGGAACCUAUUACGGCUAAGAUUGAAAGCGUAACUAGGGAUGGGAUUCGAGUGAGAAAUCCCGACGGCACGGAAACAGAGAGAAAAAUGGACGUCCUUAUCUGCGCGACGGGUUUCUCGCCUGCGUUCAAACCUCCCUUUCAAUUGAUCAAUGGGGAAGGGAAGGCCUUUGGAGACGACUGGACUAAUGGACCGAACCUAUAUUUUGGGAUAUCUGCACCUAGAUACCCAAACUAUUAUACAAUCACUGGACCAGGUGCGACAUGGUCGAACGGAACGCUGCUGCCCGGGAUUGAAACUUCAAUUGAACACAUCCUUAAGUUGGUGAAGAAAAUACAACAUGAGGGAAUUGAAUCAAUUGAGGUCAAACAAGAAGCCCUCGACGACAUUUACAGCCAUCUCGACGAGUAUCACAAGACAACUGUUUGGCAAGAGAACUGCAGAAGCUGGUUCAAAGACGGCAAAAUGAACGGCAGGAUUUUUGUCUGGCCUGGCUCGACUAUACAUUUCCUAAAAAGCAUCAAAGACCCUCGAAUGGAGGAUUUCAACAUCAAAUAUCGCUACGGAAACCGUUUUGCAUUCCUAGGCGACGGUUCUGUGAAAGCCACAGCUUCCCGCGAACUUGCCCCAUAUAUCAGGGAAAGUGACCAUGAGUGGUCGAUAGAGUAG